Molecule: messenger RNA, 2292 nt
Organism: Papilio xuthus (Asian swallowtail)
Lineage: Eukaryota; Metazoa; Arthropoda; Insecta; Lepidoptera; Papilionidae
Gene: AspRS-m
Product: aspartyl-tRNA synthetase, mitochondrial
Exons: 1
Coding region: 426-2264 (612 amino acids)
Biological process (GO): aspartyl-tRNA aminoacylation
Cellular component (GO): cytoplasm; mitochondrion
Molecular function (GO): aspartate-tRNA ligase activity; ATP binding; nucleic acid binding
Source: RefSeq, a predicted model, not a curated record
UGUUACAUUAGCAAGAGGGCGCUGAUCUUGGUUUUGAAGUUCAAGCAAGCAUUUUUAUAUUAUUUGAUAUAAUGUUUGAAUUUAAAUAAAAUAAAAAAAAUACUUAAUGUUAAUUAAGAUUGACAAUAAAAAGGCAUCUAUGAUAUAAUCUUUUCUAAAACUGUUAUUUGUCACUGUCAUUCGGCUGUAAGUGUCGCAACAAUAUGUCAACUUGUAAAUGUCCAUGUAUUUAAACUGAGUUUUUGUUAAAUUGAAAUUAAUUGAAUUAAAAGGACAAUAAUACAUUUACAACAAUAUAGGUAUAUGUAAGGAUACAAGAAGGAAUAUGUUAGGACAAAAGAUGAUAUAUGUUUAAAAAUACAUAAACUUAUAAGUGAACUUUUAAUUUACUGUUGUGAACAUUUAUUUUAUCAAAAAUAUAUAAAAUGUUGCGACGUAAACUUAUAAAUUCUAUUGAUUUAAUCAAUGGAAUAAGAAAUAUACAAAGAUUGACUUCGGGUCGUUUGCUAACCUGUAAACUAAAACAUACCCUUAUUGCAAAGAAAAGUGAAAUUAAUAUUGAAAAAGAGAUUAAAAAAUUGCAAGAUAUCAACUCCUUCACAUACAGAACUCAUACGUGCGGUGAGCUACGUCCAAUACAUAAUGGAGAAAGUGUAACACUUUGUGGUUGGGUACAAUAUCAACGAAUGUCUAAAUUUCUACUACUACGCGACUCCUAUGGUGUAGUGCAGUGUAUAGUUAACAAUAAUCAAAUUAACUUCAAUGAUAUACCUCUAGAAUCUAUAGUUAAAAUAAAUGGUACUGUUUCUUUAAGACCCACUAAUAUGAUAAAUAGUAAAAUGAGUACUGGUGAAAUAGAGGUCCUCAUAGAUAAGUUAGAAGUAUUAAAUGUAGCUGAUAAAGUACCGUUUAAUUUAAGAGACCACCAAAAACCUAAAGAACAACUUAGAAUGCAGCAUCGUUACUUAGACAUAAGAUUUCCUGACAUGCAAAAGAAACUACGGACAAGGUCUUCAAUGUUGCAUAAUAUGAGGAAAUUUCUUAUUGAGACUAAUGGCUUUGUAGAAGUUGAAACACCAACACUGUUCUGUCGGACUCCAGGUGGGGCUAGAGAAUUUGUUGUUCCCACCCACUAUCCAGGAUUAUUUUAUUCUUUAGUUCAAAGUCCACAACAGUUCAAACAAAUGUUGAUGGCCGGUGGUGUUGAUAGGUACUUCCAAGUUGCUAGAUGUUAUAGAGACGAAACAACAAGGCCAGACAGACAACCUGAGUUUACACAGCUUGAUAUAGAAAUGUCCUUUUCAAAUUUAGAUCACAUUAUUACAAUGAUUGAGCAGUUACUUUAUAAAACAUUUACAAAACAACUACCAAAUCCACCUUUUAAAAGAAUUACAUAUGCAAAAGCUAUAGAAAACUAUGGUACUGAUAAGCCGGACAUAAGUUAUGAUUUAAGAUUUAAAAAUGUAUCACACUUAUUCAGUACCGAUGAUGAAACAACACUAAGUGCUUUUGUUUUACCAUAUCCUGCUGAAUUAGGUAAAUUAACUGCAAAAUACAAGGAUAAAAUUAAAGAAUUAAAACAGAAAAAUAAUGUAAGAGUUAUAUUAAAUGAAAAUGUUAGUAAAGAGCUAUCUAAUGACAUGAAAUGUCACAUCCACAGUAUUGUAGGAGAGAAAAAAGCUUUUAUUCUAGCACUGGGUGACAGAGAAAAUGUAUGUACUUGUCUCGGUGAAAUAAGACAACAAAUAGCAGUAUUAUUACAAUCUAGACAAUUAAUAGAAAUUAACAAGGAUAUAGAGCCGUUAUGGAUUGUGGAUUUCCCAUUAUUUACACAGGGUGAUAAUGGCUUGGAAACUUGUCACCAUCCUUUCACAGCACCUCAUCCUGAUGACUUACACAUGUUGGAAUCUGAGCCUUUUAAAGUUAGAUCACUUGCUUAUGAUAUUGUUAUGAAUGGUAAUGAAAUUGGCGGGGGGUCAGUGAGAGUACAUAAUGCAGAUCUUCAAGAAAAGCUUUUGCAAAUGCUAAAUAUAGAUGCGAGUAAAUUAAUGCAUUUUAUAAAUGCAUUACGGAGUGGUUGUCCACCGCAUGCAGGGAUUGCGUUAGGCAUUGAUCGUUUGAUGACAAUAGCUUGUGAUGCAGACUCAAUCAGGGAUGUUAUAGCAUUUCCUAAGUCUCAUGAAGGCAAAGAUCCUUUGUCUGGUGCACCUAAUUUUAUUACCGAAGAUGAUAAAAAAUAUUAUCAUAUAAAUAUUAUUAAGUAAUAUUGAUUAAUAAAAUGUGACAAGUAUA